Messenger RNA from Carcharodon carcharias (great white shark), 3108 nucleotides. RefSeq names its product discs, large homolog 2 (Drosophila) (gene dlg2). Gene Ontology annotation, molecular function: kinase binding. Gene Ontology annotation, cellular component: postsynaptic density membrane; neuromuscular junction; neuron projection. The record is from RefSeq and is a predicted model, not a curated record. NCBI's taxonomy places the organism in Eukaryota, Metazoa, Chordata, Chondrichthyes, Lamniformes, Lamnidae. Gene Ontology annotation, biological process: chemical synaptic transmission.
AUGCUGGCCUCUGUCUGGUAUGCCAAGAAAUUGGGCCGAAGAAUUGUGCACAAUGCCAGAAAAGAAAAACUACCGCGGGCGAGCCCUGCUCCCAUGAUUGUAAAUACAGAAGCACUGGAGACAGUCCCCUAUGUCAAUGGAACAGAAAUAGAAUAUGAAUUUGAAGAAAUCACAUUGGAACGGGGUAACUCUGGCCUGGGAUUCAGUAUUGCUGGAGGCACAGAUAAUCCUCAUAUUGGAGAUGACCCUGGAAUAUUUAUUACUAAAAUUAUCCCCGGUGGAGCAGCAGCUGAAGAUGGACGGCUCAGAGUCAAUGACUGCAUUCUGCGGGUGAAUGAAUUUGACGUAUCUGAAGUGUCACACAGUAGGGCUGUAGAGGCCUUGAAAGAAGCUGGUUCAAUUGUGCGACUGUAUGUGCGUAGACGAAGGCCAGUUUUGGAAACAAUUACAGAAAUAAAACUCAUAAAAGGACCCAAAGGAUUAGGAUUCAGUAUUGCUGGUGGUGUGGGUAACCAGCACAUCCCAGGUGAUAACAGUAUAUAUGUUACAAAAAUAAUUGAUGGCGGAGCUGCGCAGAGAGAUGGAACAUUACAAAUUGGAGAUCGACUCCUUAUGGUAAAUAACUACAGCUUGGAAGAGAUAGCACAUGAAGAGGCUGUAGCGGUACUGAAACACACAGCAGAUGUGGUCUUUCUUAAAGUUGGAAAACCGACUACUGUUUACAUAAAUGACCCUUACGGACCUCCUGAUAUCACACACUCUUUUUCCCCUCCAAUAGAGAAUCACAUCCUUCUCUCAACUGGGAAUAAUGAUACACUGGAUUAUAAGACCUCGCUGCCACAGAUUUCAUCAGGAAGAUAUUCUCCUCUUCCAAAACACAUGCUUGGAGAAGAUGACGUCAGCAGGCAUCCUGAACCCAUUUACAGCAUUGUCAACAAAAUCUGUGAAUCCUUCACAAAACACUAUUUCCCUCUUGAGUGCGAUAAAAGCCAGCACCAUUCAACUAAUUAUCCCCACUACCAUGUAUGCUUGUUUUCUGACAAUGAGCUCACCAGGGAACCAAGAAAAUUUGUGCUGCACAGAGGAUCCAGUGGAUUAGGCUUUAAUAUUGUUGGGGGUGAAGAUGGUGAAGGAAUAUUCAUUUCAUUCAUCCUGGCAGGUGGCCCAGCAGACCUCAGUGGAGAACUGCGAAGAGGUGACCAAAUUCUAUCAGUAAAUGGCAUCGAUCUAUGUGCUGCAACGCAUGAGCAGGCUGCACUGGCUCUAAAGGGGGCAGGCCAGAUUGUGACUAUGAUUGCUCAAUACAGACCAGAAGAGUACAGCCGGUUUGAAGCAAAAAUCCAUGACUUGCGGGAACAGAUGAUGAAUCACAGCAUGAGUUCUGGGUCUGGCUCCCUGAGAACUAAUCAGAAACGUUCAUUGUAUGUAAGAGCUCUAUUUGACUACGAAAAAACCAAGGACAGUGGUCUUCCAAGUCAAGGUCUCAGCUUCAAAUAUGGAGACAUUUUGCAUGUUAUCAAUGCCUCUGAUGAUGAAUGGUGGCAGGCACGAAUGGUUACACCUGAAGGAGACAGUGAAGAGAUGGGUGUUAUACCAAGCAAAAGAAGAGUUGAAAGGAAAGAACGAUCUAGACUUAAAACUGUAAAGUUCAAUUCCAAUCCUGGAGUGAUUGAUGCCAAAGGGUCAUUCAAUGACAAGCGUAAAAAGAACCUCAUCUUUUCACGAAAAUUCCCAUUCUACAAGAACAAGGACCACAAUGAGCAGGAAACCAGUGAUCCAGAACGGGGCCCAGAAGACUGCAUUCUUUCAUAUGAACCAGUUACGCAGCAAGAAAUUAAUUACAGUAGACCCGUCAUUAUUCUGGGUCCAAUGAAAGACCGAGUUAAUGAUGAUCUGAUAUCAGAAUUCCCAGACAAAUUUGGAUCUUGUGUACCACAUACCACGAGACCAAAACGUGACUAUGAAAUGGAUGGACGAGACUAUCACUUCAUUACCUGUAGAGAUCAGAUGGAAAAGGAUAUCCAGGAGCACAAGUUUAUUGAAGCAGGACAAUAUAAUGAUAAUCUGUAUGGAACGAGUGUCCAGUCUGUAAAAUAUGUGGCUGAAAGGGGCAAACAUUGCAUACUCGAUGUUUCAGGAAAUGCUAUAAAACGGUUACAAAUUGCACAACUUUAUCCCAUUGCUAUUUUUAUCAAACCAGUGUCUGUGGAGUCAUUACUGGAAAUGAAUAAACGCCUGACAGAAGAACAAGGUAAAAAGACAUUUGAUAGAGCUCUGAAACUGGAACAGGAAUUUGGAGAACAUUUUACAGCAAUAGUACAAGGAGAAACCUUGGAAGAGAUUUACAACCAAUGCAAACUAGCUAUUGAAGAACAAUCUGGUCCAUACAUUUGGGUUCCCUCAAAGGAGAAAUUGUGAAUCAGCCAUAGAUGUGAGACUGAUGAGAACACCUGUUCAGAUAGUGACAUUUAAUUUGUUUUUAAUUGUAUUUUCAUCUCCAUCCAUACACAUAAUCAUUAAUGCACUUUGAGUUAGAAGCUCAGCAGGAUGUUUCUGCACAGGUCAGAGCUAUGUUUAGGGAGAGAGGGAUAUAUAAGAUAAAACCAAGCCAAGAUAUGGCAAAGAAGAAAGGGCUUUGGACAUCUUGGAGGAUCCUACAGCAUUUGUGCAUCCAAGCCACAAGUGUAUGCAAGAAAAUUCUUGUAUAAAGUGUUUUAUCCCUUAUUGUGAUCAAAUGGACAAAGCAGGGGCUCCUGCAUUUAGAGUCAUUCCCUGACAGGGCAGUGCCCAGCAUUACAACAUCCAGCCAGUCUGUGUGAAUUAGUGAUUCACUAGAAAGCAAAAUCGUGCAGAUUUUGUAACUAUGCAGAUAGAACUCAUCACAUAAUUUUUAACAGUUUUUUUGUUGAGAGUGAAUAUUAUAUAAAGAUGAACUCACAUCUAUAAAAUCCAAAUAAGAAGCAUUUUAAAGUGUUCAACACAUUCUAGGAUGUGUCUAAUUUGACAUCUUGUUAAAAUCAGGAUAAGCUUCAAUACAUACAAUAUAAAUUUUAACAUUUGUAUUCAGAGGUUAUUGAAAUAAUUUAUAGUAAAGGAAAUAUAUUGCUG